This is a messenger RNA of Chondrus crispus (carragheen), 420 nucleotides long. RefSeq lists its product as hypothetical. The record is from RefSeq and is a predicted model, not a curated record. The transcript has a single exon. Bases 1 to 420 code for a protein of 139 amino acids. Lineage: Eukaryota; Rhodophyta; Florideophyceae; Gigartinales; Gigartinaceae.
AUGGAGGGCGGGGGUGUCGGCUCCGUUUUGGGCAUUGUUAAGAGCGGUGCUGAACUGGAAGAGAAGGAGCGCAAGGCGCUGUGGAAGUCGCCGAGUUUAGUGACCACUACCACGGCGGUGCAGGCGCAGUGGGUUGCAUUGCAGAGCAUUUGUGAUGGUUGUAUUGCUGGGCUUGGGGCAGAGAGGGACAAAAUGUCGACAAAGGUUAUUCAGGCGGAUGAGGGCGGUACGUCAGCGUUAAAACAGGGCCCGGUGUCAGUGCGGAAGGGUUCAGGUUUAGCACUGGAGGCGGCAUCAUCAGAAGAUUCUCACGACACAGGUCCGGGUGCUCUGGCGUCCGCUGCUUCUUCCGAGGGGGACGAGGGUUGUACGUUGUUGAAGCAUGAAAAAGGGCCGUAUAGCAGGAACGCGGGUGAAUGA